Messenger RNA from Colletotrichum acutatum, 1591 nucleotides. RefSeq names its product short-chain dehydrogenase. Gene Ontology annotation, molecular function: oxidoreductase activity. The record is from RefSeq and is a predicted model, not a curated record. The transcript has 3 exons. The coding region runs from base 326 to 1207 and encodes 293 amino acids. NCBI's taxonomy places the organism in Eukaryota, Fungi, Ascomycota, Sordariomycetes, Glomerellales, Glomerellaceae.
CGAUGGAGGUCUAAUCGAUAAGGCGGAACGCUCGCCGAGAGAAUAGCCCACUACGGAGCCGAGUUCUGUACAAUGCGAUUGGUCAUAGAUGAUAGCUGCCGUUUUUGGCGAGUUUCAUUGGUCACAGCUGCUCCUCCAGCGAUCAUGGAUGACGUUCCCUGGGCUCUUGGAGGGGCAUUCGAAGCACCCCGCCGUCACAGAUAGCCCGUGGACCUGUGCUAUUACAAAUGAGUCUUGCUUGACAGCUUCAUAUAAGUAGCUAUUCCCACGAAGUUACUCAAAACUAGAACGAAAGUUCAAAUCUCUGCACUUUGUAAUUUCGAUAAUGGCCACCAAUGAUGACCUCGCUGCUCUCGGGGCUGGCAACCUCUUUGGUGUCAAGGGCAUGGUUGCCGUUAUCACUGGUGGUGGCUCAGGAAUCGGUCUCAUGAUGGCAAAGGCCUUGGCAGCCAAUGGUGCUGAAAAAGUCUACAUCCUCGGCCGGCGCAAAGAGGUCCUAGAAGAAGCCGCUGCAUCUGUGGGACCCAGCAUCAUCCCUCUGGUCUGCGAUGUAAGUGACAAGAACAGCCUCAAGGAGGCAACCGCAGCCAUCGAGAAGGAAGCCGGCUUUGUCAACCUUCUCGUAUGCAAUGCUGGUGUCGGAGGACCCCAGGUCAAGGCGCCCACGCCCGAGAUGACAGCUGAGGAAUGGGCCGAGCAGCACCUUGCCCAUGACACGGCGGACUACACACGAGUCUUUGACAUCAACGUCACAUCCGUAUGGUACACCGCGAUGGCUUUCGUGAAGCUGCUAGACCUUGGUAACAAGAAGGGAAACCUAUCGCAAAGCUCCCAGGUCGUCUCGACGAGCUCCAUUGCCGCCUUUAACAAGAUUGCUCCCGGUGGCUGGGCGUACGGCCAGUCCAAGGCGGCUGCGACGCUGGUAAUCAAACAAUUGUCAAGUAACCUGCCCCGUUGGAACAUCAGAGCCAACUGUAUUGCUCCUGGAUUGUUCCCGAGCGAAAUGUCGGCCCCAAUUGCCAAACUUUACGCCGAGGACGGCAGUGUCCCCAAGGAGAUGGUGCCUCUUCAAAGAAUGGGCGAUUCGCAAGACAUGGCAGGCGUCAUGUUGUACCUUGCUUCGAGAGCUGGUGCAUAUUGCAACGGCGCGGUGAUAACCGUGGACGGAGGUAGACUUGGAAACUUCCCUACCACAUGGCAUGCUUAGGUGUUCUAUGGUAUCCACGCGCGGCUAUGAGUGAUCUGAGACCCGUCGAGAGACGCUGGUUGUCGGUGCUGCAAUUAGAGCGGCGCUGCUGUAAGUUUCAACUUGAUACUUACCACAAGGCGCAGCUUCGAGCCGCUAGUAUGUGUAUUGAAUAAAAAUGAGAAGGUACAUACGCCAUAGAAAAGUAGAUCAUCAGCACCUUAGUAUGAAAUACGUUACCGAGCUCAACCCUGACAACAAGGACCCAUGGCGCGGUGAAUUUCGGUGAGAGAUUAAGUGGGACUUGUCUCACCUGGACCCAGUUCCGGAAAUACGCCGGCUAGCGUCGUCACACUCCAGAGCCCAGUAGCUAAGGAGAGGAGGAGGGGAGGAGAAAGCGCAGAG